CCCGCGCACAUAUAUAGCAUGCUUGCGCCGAUCCGGCCACACGUGCUGUCUACCUCCACGCAAGAUCAUGAUUGCUAAGUUGUUAGUGGCGGUGUGCGCGCUGGCGGCGGCGGCGGCGGUGCCGGUCUACGCGCCGCUAGGACACGGCCUCGCUCCCGCUAUCGCUCCCGCGUAUGCGCCCGCUUAUGCGCCCGCCAUCGCCCCCGCUUAUGCGCCCGCCAUUGCGCAUGCACCGAUAAUCCGCGCGGAGCCAGUAGACCCCAACCCAGCCUACAGCUUCUCGUACGGCGUGGCGGACCCGUCCACGGGCGACCAGAAGAACGCGGCCGAAACUUUGCAAAACGGAGUCGUCCACGGCUCCUACAGCCUCGUGGAGCCAGACGGACAUGUCCGGAAAGUUACGUACACGGCCGACAAGGUUAAUGGCUUCAAUGCUGUUGUGGAGAGGACUGGAGCUGCUGCUCAUGCGGCACCCGUAGCAGUGGCGCACGCCCCGGUGGCGCUGGCGCCCGCGCCGGUGGCCGUGGCCGCCCCCGCAGCCCGCUACACGCUCCCCGCCGUCGCCCACCCGUGGGGCUAACCGACCACCCGCCCUCGCAUUGUUGACCAACACCCGCUCUAGUUAUAGCAAAGGUUAAGCAAGGUUAGUCUGUGAUAUUUUGAAAAUGAGACGUUUUUUCGACUGCGCAAAAAUCAAGCGGCGUUUUUAGACAGUUUAAAGACACUUGUGUUUUGUUUGAAGUCGUAAAAACGUCUAUGUUCUGUGAGAGCGAGCGCAGAAUGGAAAGAAAUGGAAUGGUUUUUGAAUUUCGUCGGUUAAGUUUAAAAGUAUUAUUAGUGGUUGUUGCUCAGCAAUGCUCGCCCAUGGACCGAACGACACGAAUAUUGUUUAUUUAUUAAUGCUUUGACUGUUGCCUACGAACAUGAUCUUGACGCGUUUACGUAUGUAAAUAUAAUGUACCUAUAGUUAAUAAAUAAAUGCAAGUUUUGCACCGA
Cydia pomonella (codling moth) is the source of this 996-nucleotide messenger RNA. It is a transcript of the gene Cpr64Ac, whose product is annotated as cuticle protein 7-like. The transcript has 4 exons. The coding region runs from base 68 to 580 and encodes 170 amino acids. Lineage: Eukaryota; Metazoa; Arthropoda; Insecta; Lepidoptera; Tortricidae. Gene Ontology annotation, cellular component: extracellular matrix. The record is from RefSeq and is a predicted model, not a curated record.